Messenger RNA from Parascedosporium putredinis, 735 nucleotides. The record is from the annotation of a GenBank genome assembly. Lineage: Eukaryota; Fungi; Ascomycota; Sordariomycetes; Microascales; Microascaceae.
AUGGACCUCACGGAGCUCGACGCCCACGAGGCGCCGGCGGACUGGCUGAGGGCCAUAUGGAAGGGAUUCUCCCGCAUGGAGUCCAAGGAGCUGAACGAGAGCCCGCUCGUCACGGAUCCGAGAUCGCCUGACCACCUUCAACGUCUGCGCAGGGCGGGCACGAUAACCGCGGCGCAAAUCGCCAAAGCGUUCUCUUACAUCGAUAUAGCAUCGGAGGAGCGCGAGGAUGCGGCUAUAUAUUACCACCCCUUACUUCCUGGGCUUCUCAUCAUACCUAACCUCCUCACCCCCGAGGUCCAAGAAACCCUUCUCUCACGCAUGAUCCACCGCGACCUCAGCAACCCAAAGCACCAGACGAACCUUCACCUACACUACGCCAUCCCCUACCCUCAAGCAUCUACCUCAUCUAGCGCGGAAGCACCCUUUGGUCCACAAACCCUCUCCAUCAAGCAAGUAUUGGAGCGCCGCCUCCACUGGGUCACCCUCGGAGGCCACCGCCAUCGUAAACUUUUACACGCCGGGGACACAAUGAUGCUGCACCGCGACGUCAGCGAGGAGACGGACAAGGGCCUCAUCAGUCUCAGCAUGGGGUGCGACGGCUUGUUCAUGAUUGCGCCGAACGACGUCAAGGAGCCUGCUCCCAAAACGGACGACGCAGCCGCCGAGCCCGGUGAUCCCGCGGAAGACCUCCCAUAUCUACUCCUCCGAAUACGGUCGGGGACGCCAUUUACAUGA